AUGCCUCAAGUACCAUCGACUAGCGAUGUCACGCCGGGCGCCUUUGUCAACAUUAUUCUUAAAGCCGACCAACCGACCGGUCGCACGGUGCAGGGCACAGUGUCGCAACUGUUGACGCGCGGCAACCAUCCCAGGGGAAUCAAAGUGCGGCUCUCGGACGGCCGCGUGGGGAGAGUCCAGAGUCUAGCAGAUGGCGUCUCUCAUCAGGGAUAUACUAAGAACACCGAUGCUGAGGACACAACACAGGCUACCUCACGCAGCGCAGCGGCCCCACAGUAUGUCGACGCCAGGUACGACCAGGAGCAGCCCUCAUCCUCUCAGCCAAUUGGGUUAGAAGCGUACAUCAAGCCCGCGAAGAAGCGCGGGAAAGGAGAAAACAAGCCCAGCGAUGCUGCGGAGGCCACAACAGUAUCGUUCUCCUCCCCUCCUCAAAUGCCUGAUCUCUCUGAGGAACAAUCCCGCGAGAAGACAGACACAACGUGCCCCGUUUGUGGCGACUUCCGAGGCGACGAAGCCGCUCUGACACAUCACGUACAAUCUCACUUCGAUGACUGA
This is a messenger RNA of Dichotomopilus funicola, 555 nucleotides long. RefSeq lists its product as uncharacterized. The record is from RefSeq and is a predicted model, not a curated record. NCBI's taxonomy places the organism in Eukaryota, Fungi, Ascomycota, Sordariomycetes, Sordariales, Chaetomiaceae. Bases 1 to 555 code for a protein of 184 amino acids. The transcript has a single exon.